This is a messenger RNA of Folsomia candida, 780 nucleotides long. RefSeq lists its product as uncharacterized. The record is from RefSeq and is a predicted model, not a curated record. NCBI's taxonomy places the organism in Eukaryota, Metazoa, Arthropoda, Collembola, Entomobryomorpha, Isotomidae. The transcript is spliced from 4 exons. The coding region runs from base 93 to 461 and encodes 122 amino acids.
UGUUCAAGUGCUAUUUAUAAGAGGCUUCUCCACUCUUCGACACGCUCUCAUUUGCUCAAAGUCAUCCAUCCUCGUGCAAAGUUAUCGCAGCAAUGCUCUCUAAAUCGUCGUUCCUCGGUGUGUUUGUGGCGGUGGGGUUGGCCGUGGUCGUGGCACACCCACAACUAUUUGCCCUUCCAGACAAUUAUGACGAGCAUUCCGAGCAAGCCCAACCACAGCGAGUGGUUCAACAAGCUGAUCCAGCGAGUCGUUAUCGUCGGGACUCGCUCCCUGCGGCGGACCACGUGCAGGAGCAUCAUCACGGCUGGCCUCAGAAGGGGUGGGGCUGGCAGAAGAAGGGGUGGGGUGGCUGGCCUUCAGUCGGCCCUGUCUUCACGUACGUCCGCACUGAUGGGUGGUCAAACUUCCAGUGGGGAGUUCGACACAAAGUUGGCGGAGGGAAGGGCUGGGGCAAAAAAUAAUUAGUUUUUCAAUUUCCUAAACGUACUUUAGCUAGUUAGUGACGACACCUGUAACAUAAUUUCACCUAUUUAAUAAUGUGUGACCUUAACAUAAUUAGUGCAAUUAAUUAGCCAAUCCUUAUCAAGAGCUUGUACUGUACUUACCACGUAAUUAAUUAAUUGAUGAGAGCUGUACAAGUAGAGCUGUGGAAAAUGAGGCAACUUCCAUUGAGACCCGACGACAUGACAAUUUUAUCCCGAUUUUUUUACGACUGACGACGAAUUUUAUACAUAAAUUGACGAAUUGACGACCUUAAUAAAGUAUGAAAUCGAGUCCGAG